Molecule: messenger RNA, 1450 nt
Organism: Schistosoma guineensis
Lineage: Eukaryota; Metazoa; Platyhelminthes; Trematoda; Strigeidida; Schistosomatidae
Source: the annotation of a GenBank genome assembly
GCACUGUUCCUUAGUUGAUUUUCAAAUAUGGAAUCUGUCGAUAUUCAUUGUUCUGCCUUAUGCACAGCUAAAAAUCGGCACCUGUCACUUCCUACGUCUACAGAUGUCUCAACUCCAUUUCGUUUUGUAAUUAUUGCUGACCCACAGCUUGGUUUACUUGAACAGUAUGUGGAGAAACGUCCUCGACCCCACCACUGGGAUAGGGAAGUGAAGCUUGUUAGUAGGGCAGUAAGUAUCAUAAAUCGUCUUUGUCCGAAGCCAGCUUUUGUUAUCAUUUGUGGGGAUCUUGUUAACGAUCAUCCAGGUGGUUCUGAUAGAUGUAAACAAACAUCUGAUUUGCUGGAAAUACUGUCUCAUCUCAACAGUGAUAUCCCUCUUAUUGUGCUUCCAGGAAAUCAUGAUGUUGGGAACCGCCCUGAUGUAAAUGACGUGCAGGACUAUAUAAGCAUGUGGGGAGAUGAUUACUUUACUUUCAUAUUUAACCGAACAAGGUUUAUUGUACUUAAUACUCAAUACCUAGUGAAUGACUCGAAGUGCCAAUCUUCGUCCAGUGAAUUUCGUCAGUGGUUCAAUGAACAACUCUCUAUAAAAAAUGAAAAUUUUGAUAUGUCGGUUGUAUUCCAGCAUAUUCCAUUUUUCUUAGAAGAUAUAAAUGAACCAGAUAAUUAUUUCAAUAUACCAAUAAAUUAUCGUAAAGAAUUUGUCAAUAAACUUUAUCAACAUAAAAUUUAUUAUGCAUUCGCUGGCCAUUUACAUAAAAACAUUAUAGCAAAUUAUACCCCAUUAAUAAUUAAUGAAAAUAAUGAUCACACCAAUAACAACAAUACUGAUAAAUCAUUUUCAAUGAUCAGUUCAUCAUCCGUUUGUGUCCAAUUAGGUAAUGAUCAACCAGGAAUUCGUCUUGUGCAAAUUGAUACUAAUAAUAAUAAUGAAAAUGAUGACUUUCUAAAGCAUGUCUAUUGGACGCUGGAUGAAUUAGAGGAAAUUUUAAACUCUGGUAAACAACCGGAAAUCUAACGGUUCUUAGACAUUAGGUUAUUUUACAACCUUGUUUUCUUUCAAUGUGUAACGUCAUAAUAUUUGUUUUUUUUUUUGAUGGGGGCAUCAUGUGAGAGGACUUACGUUUGUUUUUGAGAAAAAGAAGGGAAAAAAAUAAGAGAAUGUUUCUUGAAAAUGAUCUGUUUUUUCUUGUCUUCUCUCUAUUUCUUAGUCAUAUAUGUCAUGUUUGUGAUUGAAUUUUCUACGGUUUGUUUUAAUUGCAUCAUUGCUCUAAUCAAUUGAAUUGCUUGGGGUAUUUUUUCGCUCUUAGUGUACUAUUAAUUUAAUCAUAGAUCCAAAGUUCCAAUAAUUUGCGUUUAAAAGUUGAUAUUAUUCAACUGAUAUAUCAUUUCUUCUAGACAUACAUAUGUACGUUGUUCAAAAGUAAUUUGAAUAAUAAAGUUAUAUCUUA